AUGACUUCAACAAAUGGUGAAACUGCAGCGACUCAGGCUGAUAAAAACGUAGAAAUGUGGAGAAUAAAGAAACUUAUAAAAAGUCUUGAAGCUGCUCGCGGUAAUGGAACUAGUAUGAUAUCUCUCAUCAUUCCGCCCAAGGAUCAGGUUACUCGGAUAGCGAAAAUGUUGGCUGAGGAAUAUGGUACCGCCUCGAAUAUCAAAAGUAGAGUCAACCGUCUUUCUGUGUUAAGCGCCAUCACCUCCGUUCAGCAGCGUUUAAAGCUGUAUAAUAAGGUACCACCAAAUGGACUCGUUGUAUAUUGCGGCACUAUUAUUACUGAAGAUGGAAAGGAAAAGAAAGUAAACAUUGACUUUGAGCCUUUUCGGCCGGUAAAUACUUCACUUUAUCUCUGUGACAACAAGUUUCAUACCGAAGCCCUUAAUGCAUUGCUGACGGAUGACAGCAAAUUUGGUUUUAUCAUUAUGGAUGGUAGCGGCACCCUCUUUGGUACUCUGUCUGGAAACACUAGGGAAGUGUUGCACAAGUUCAAUGUAGAACUACCGAAAAAACAUGGAAGAGGUGGUCAGUCGGCACUUCGUUUUGCCCGAUUACGUGUUGAAAAACGUCACAAUUACGUGAGAAAAGUUGCAGAGACUGCGGUACAGUUGUUUAUUACGAACGAUAAGGUCAAUGUGGAGGGUCUUAUUCUCGCUGGUUUGGCCGACUUUAAAACGGACCUUAGUCAGUCGGGAAUGUUUGAUCCCAGAUUGCAAGCCAAAGUGCUGAAGAUAGUUGAUAUAUCAUAUGGGGGUGAAAGUGGAUUUAAUCAAGCUAUUGAACUUGCCAGUGAUACUUUGGCGGGCGUUAAGUUUAUCCAGGAGAAGAAGUUGAUUCAGCGUUAUUUUGAUGAAAUCUCGCAAGAUACAGGGAAGUAUUGUUUUGGCGUGGAUGAUACCCUAAAGGCACUUGAAAUGGGUGCUGUGGAUUCCCUAAUUGUGUGGGAAAACCUAGCGGUCACUCGCUACGUGCUUCGUUCUUCAUCAAGUGACGAGAAGCGCGUCAUUCAUCUGAGACCGGAACAGGAGCGAGACCGCAGUCACUUUGUCGAUCCAGAAACGCAAACUGAGAUGGAGAUCGAGGAGAGUCAGCUUCUACUAGACUGGCUCGCGCUUAGCUAUCGAUCAUUCGGUGCUAUCCUCGAAAUAGUCACUGACAAGUCACAGGAAGGUUCGCAGUUUGUCCGCGGAUUUGGUGGUAUCGGAGGCAUUCUUCGCUACCAAGUUGACUUUCAACAUUUAGCUGGUGGCGAUCUGGACUUUGACGAAGACUUUGAUCUCGAUGACUACUAG
Echinococcus granulosus is the source of this 1332-nucleotide messenger RNA. RefSeq names its product Eukaryotic peptide chain release factor subunit. Bases 1 to 1332 code for a protein of 443 amino acids. Gene Ontology annotation, cellular component: translation release factor complex; cytosol. Gene Ontology annotation, biological process: cytoplasmic translational termination. The transcript has 8 exons. Lineage: Eukaryota; Metazoa; Platyhelminthes; Cestoda; Cyclophyllidea; Taeniidae. The record is from RefSeq and is a predicted model, not a curated record. Gene Ontology annotation, molecular function: translation release factor activity, codon specific; sequence-specific mRNA binding.